Molecule: messenger RNA, 2676 nt
Organism: Marchantia polymorpha subsp. ruderalis
Lineage: Eukaryota; Viridiplantae; Streptophyta; Marchantiopsida; Marchantiales; Marchantiaceae
Source: the annotation of a GenBank genome assembly
UUUGGAUACACCAAGAAAAUUUGGAACAAAACUCUUUACUAUUGCGUCGUCGAUUUUGACAAUGAAUUUUGUGAAAGCUCAGCAAUUGAUUCCGGAAUCAAACGCAGCAGAUUCGCUGUUUCCUCGAUCCUCCCUCUCACCACAUCUCUUUGACAAUCAGCAGCAGUGCGUAUAAGUCGCUGGGCCGCGGAGAGAGCAGCGGGGCCUGGCGUACUAUUAUCAGCGAUUCGGGAAAUACAGCAAAUGAGAAGUGAAUCUCCCGUUGCCUUACCAUUCCUUAGUUGACUGCGCCCGACAAUCAGCAUUAGUUUCGUUCAUCCCUUUAAUUCGGGAGUCUAAGUGGGGCACUUUACUUCGAAAGGUUCUCUGGAAAUCGUAAACGAGUAAGUGGAGAAAGCAUCUUGAAGUAUGACGGUCAUGGUGGGCAACGCGAAGGAAGCCAAUAACUUUGCUGGUGGAAGGAAGCAAAGGGAUGUAGCUGCUUACAGCGUACUUCAGAGCAGUCGGCUGGAUCACAUUCCACCCCUACCUUCCGUUUUCCAUAGUCCCUUUCAAGUUAGCUAUGGGCCCGCAACCUCUGCCGCCGGAAAUCCAGAGGAAAUUCAGAAACUCUUUCCAAACUUGUACGGCCAGCCACAUGUAGAGUUGGUUCCGAGUGCAAAACCCACAUUCACAGAAAAGAAACUCAAAGUUGGAGUGGUGUUGUCUGGCGGGCAGGCUCCUGGAGGUCACAAUGUCAUAGCAGGCAUCUAUGAUUACUUGCAAGAGCAUGCAGCGGGAAGCAUUUUGUAUGGAUUUCAAGGUGGUCCCGCAGGAAUCAUGAAGUGUAAAUACGUGGAGAUUACUGCUGACUUCUUGUAUCCUUAUCGCAAUCAGGGUGGUUUCGAUAUCAUUUGCAGUGGGAGAGACAAGAUUGAGACUCCUGAUCAGUUCAAGCAAGCCAUGGAUACCGUCAACAAGUUGGACCUGGAUGGACUUGUCGUUAUAGGCGGAGAUGACUCCAAUACGAACGCCUGUCUUCUUGCAGAGUGCUUCAGAGCCAACAAAGUGAAGACACACGUCAUAGGGUGUCCUAAAACUAUCGAUGGCGAUCUGAAAAGCAAGCAUGUUCCUAUCAGCUUUGGAUUCGACACAGCUUGCAAGAUAUAUGCUGAGAUGAUAGGAAAUGUAAUGGUGGACGCACGCUCUACUGGAAAAUACUAUCACUUUGUUCGACUCAUGGGUCGAGCUGCUUCACACAUCACCUUAGAGUGCGCUCUUCAAACGCACCCUAACAUUGCAGUUAUUGGAGAAGAGGUAGCACUUCACCAGCAAACUUUGCGGCAGGUGGUAAACACCAUAACUGACUUGGUAUGCAAACGAGCCGAACAAGGGAAACAUUAUGGGGUCAUACUCAUCCCAGAAGGCUUAAUUGAUUUCAUUCCUGAGAUCCAACAUUUGAUUGCCGAACUUAAUGAGAUUCUGGCCACCAGUACGUGUGAUCCAGAGGGCCACUGGAAACAUAAACUUACACCUCCAUCCAGGGCACUGUUUGACUUACUUCCUCACAGUAUUCAAGAGGAGCUGUUACUAGAACGUGAUCCACAUGGAAACGUCCAGGUGGCAAGAAUUGAGACUGAAAAGAUGUUGAUUACUAUGGUGGAAGCUGAACUUGGGCAGAGGAAACAUGAAAGCUCAUACUCUGGCAAUUUCACUGGGAUAUCUCAUUUCUUCGGAUAUGAAGGGCGAUGUGGCAUGCCAACUAAUUUUGACGCAACUUACUGUUACGCACUGGGCUUCGCUGCGGGAGCACUUUUGCAAUCCGGGCACAGUGGUCUGAUUGCCUCGGUCGGUAACUUGACUGCACCAUCUACAGAAUGGACUGUGGGUGGAACAGCACUGACUGAACUGAUGGACGUUGAGCGAAGGAAGGGAAAGAACAAACCUGUCAUAAAGAAGGCCAUGGUUGAGCUUGAGGGUGCUCCAUUCCUAAAAUUUGCCUCUGUAAGAGACAAUUGGGCUCUGGAAGACAGCUAUCGUAGCCCAGGGCCCAUCCAGUUUCUUGGACCCACUGCUGACGAAACAAACUGUACCCUUCAGUUGGAACUUGGGGCAGUUGCAGCUUAAGGUUUGGAGGUCAUGGCUCAAAAAGCACAUCUUUCACGAAAUUCGACAGUCAGUAGACGAAUAUGGGCAGUCGGAAUGCAUUUCAGUAACUGCCAGAGACAGCCGAUGUAUAUCGUACCGUAGUUUACAAUGGGUUCUCAGGAAGUUAAACCCGCCUCGGAGUCCCUUGUAUUUCCGAGAAGUCUCACUGAUCCCCCAUUAUGACACCCAUCUCCAAUUUUUCAAUCUCCUAAUAGUUGUAGCCCAUCUCUUGCCCUUAAUCUCCGUGACUUUGGCAUAGUUAGGGACGUCCUGGACAAGGGACCUCAGUUGGGCCCAAAAGUAGUGGUGGAUGGGUCUAAGAAGUUCACGUAGUGACCAGUGAGUGGGUAAAAAGGGUUUCACUCCUACAUAGAAGUGAAUUACCGAUGGAAUUUGGAAGUGACCACAAGGAACUCAUACGGUAGACACUGCCGUCUUCUAAUAUUUCAUCGGUCGGGAUCGAUUCGUGUUAUCUUGAUUUCCGAUUUAAGCCUUGUGUGUGUGACUUACGCCUCGAUUGUUUUCAUUUUAUUUCCAGCGAAGAAUGUU